This is a messenger RNA of Penicillium verrucosum, 11889 nucleotides long. RefSeq names its product Acyl transferase/acyl hydrolase/lysophospholipase. Gene Ontology annotation, molecular function: phosphopantetheine binding; fatty acid synthase activity; 3-oxoacyl-[acyl-carrier-protein] synthase activity. The record is from RefSeq and is a predicted model, not a curated record. Lineage: Eukaryota; Fungi; Ascomycota; Eurotiomycetes; Eurotiales; Aspergillaceae. Bases 1 to 11889 code for a protein of 3962 amino acids. The transcript has 10 exons. Gene Ontology annotation, biological process: fatty acid biosynthetic process; secondary metabolite biosynthetic process.
AUGACAGGUAGUCUUCAUACCGGAGAGCCGAUUGCCAUCGUGGGAAGUGCUUGCCGCUUUCCGGGUGAUGCAACAACGCCCUCGAAGCUAUGGGACCUUCUGAAGGCACCUCGCGAUGUUCUUAACGAAAUCCCAGAAAGUCGUUUCAAUACCAAAGCGUUUUACCACCCUGAUGGCCUUCACCAUGGCACUACAAAUGUUCGGCAUUCCUAUUUGUUGUCCGACGAUCAUCGAUUGUUUGACGCACAAUUCUUUGGAACAAAGCCGGUGGAAGCGAACUCGAUUGAUCCACAACAGAGGCUGUUGCUCGAGACUGUUUAUGAGGGCCUGGAAACGUCCGGAAUUCCCAUGGAAAAGCUACAAGGGUCGAACACCGGUGUAUAUGUUGGCCUGAUGACCAACGACUAUGCCGAUAUGUUAGGUCGGGAUGUGCAGAACUUUCCCACUUAUUUUGCAUCGGGAACUGCCCGAAGCAUUCUAUCCAACCGAGUGUCCUACUUCUUCGACUGGCGCGGACCCUCGAUGACCAUCGAUACGGCGUGUUCGUCUAGUCUGAUCGCCCUACACCAGGCCGUACAGAGCCUGCGAUCUGGUGAGACUGAUGUUGCGGUGGCAGCAGGAACCAACCUUCUGCUGGGGCCGGAGCAAUACAUCGCAGAGAGCAAGCUGAAGAUGCUCUCCCCGACGGGUCGCUCGCGCAUGUGGGAUAAAGGCGCAGAUGGAUAUGCACGUGGAGAUGGAAUUGCCGCCGUCAUACUCAAACCAUUGAGUGCCGCAUUGGCAAAUGGGGAUCACAUUGAGUGUAUAGUUCGGGAGACGGGUGCCAAUCAAGACGGUCGCACCAAAGGAAUUACGAUGCCCAACCCUGUGGCUCAAGCUGACCUUAUUCGCACGACAUACGCUCGAGCUGGACUCGAUCUUUCUAAACCCACUGACCGACCACAAUAUUUCGAAGCCCAUGGUACCGGAACUCCAGCAGGUGACCCAGUCGAGGCGGAGGCCAUCAGUACUGCAUUUUUUGGAAAGACAGCCAAAUACCACCGCGAUGGUAACCAGGAGGACCCCUUGUAUGUUGGAUCCAUCAAAACAGUGAUCGGUCACACCGAGGGCACGGCUGGAUUGGCAGCGGUCCUCAAAGCCUCCCUUGCUUUACAACAUGCGGUCAUCCCGCCAAACCUACUGCUCAACGAGUUAAGUUCCACAGUACUUCCCUUCUACAGCGACCUUGAAAUCCUUCAAGUUGCUAAGGAAUGGCCUGAGCUCCCAGAAAACACACCCCGCCGUGCUAGUGUCAAUAGCUUUGGCUUUGGUGGUGCGAAUGCACAUGCAAUUUUGGAAGCGUUUGAUUCGAACCUGCUUGCUCGUGGUAGCAACGCCGCAGAUGGUAGCUCUGUAGCCGUGUCACCAUUCAACUUUUCUGCCUCAUCCGAAAAGUCACUUCUCGCCAACAUUGCAGCAUACUCAACAUAUCUGCGAAAUCAUUCGGAUAUCAAUAUCCGCAAUUUGUCAUGGACAUUGAACUCCCGGCGUUCUACUCUGCCAGUACGGCUGUCAGUGUCUGCAUCAAGCCCUGGAGAGCUUGCUGCAAGGCUGGAUGAAGCGGCGGUGUCCUCGGCAAUAACACCAAGCACGCAAACGGGAAGUAUCCGCGAACCAAAACUCCUCGGGGUGUUCACAGGUCAAGGAGCACAGUGGGCAAGGAUGGGAGCUGAAUUGCUCGAAAACCUGCCAAUGGUCAGUGAUUGCAUCAGUCGCCUUGAUCGGUCUUUGCAAGAACUACCCACUGAGCAUCGCCCUGUUUGGUCAUUGAGGGAGGAGCUUGGUAAAGACAAGUCCUCUUCUCGUAUUGGCGAGGCGGCGUUUUCGCAACCUCUUUGUACCGCGAUUCAGAUUGCAUUGGUUCAGCUUCUUUGGGCCGCCAAUCUAAAACUCACCGCUGUCGUCGGUCAUUCCUCUGGGGAGAUUGCGGCAGCGUAUGCCGCGGGAUAUCUCAAUGAAGAGGAUGCUAUUCGCAUUGCCUAUUACCGGGGCUGGUCUCUGCAAUAUGCAACCGGGCAGGCAGGACAGAAUGGGGCAAUGAUGGCUGCGGGGACAUCCUUUGAAGACGCAAAGGAGCUCUGCGAGAUGCCGUCCCUCGCGAACAGAAUUUGUGUGGCGGCUAGCAACUCUUCCACCAGCGUCACAAUUUCCGGGGACGCUGAUGCGAUCGACGAGGCCAGGGAAACCCUUGAAGACGAGAAAAAAUUUGCUCGCUUGUUGAAAGUGGACAAGGCUUAUCAUUCACAUCACAUGCUUUCUUGUGCAGCUCCUUAUAUCGCAGCAGUCCGAAAGUGUGGUGUAGCCAUUCAGCGCCCACCGAGUGGCAGUGCUACCUGGAUCUCUAGUGUAUAUGGUGACAGUAUUGAUAACGUGAACGACAAUCUCGCUGACACAUACUGGAUCAACAACAUGGUCAAGCCCGUACUAUUCUCCCAGGCUGUCACUUAUGCGGUUGGCGCAGCGGGCCCAUUUGACAUGGCUUUGGAGAUUGGCCCUCAUCCAGCGUUGAAAGGACCUGCAAUGCAAACAAUCCAAGAAGUGUCUGGUCAGCCAUUGCCUUACACUGGGACCCUGAACCGUGGUAAAAAUGACAGCGAGGCUUUCUCAUCCACACUGGGUGCCCUGUGGAUUGCCUUGGGUGAGAGUGUCGUGGACUUUACAGGGUUUGAAAUGAAGACAAUGCAAAAGCAAAGCAUUCCACAGCUCAUCAAGGGCCUUCCAUCGUAUUCGUGGGAUCAUGAUCGGGUUUAUUGGCACGAAUCUCGAUCAUCUACCGCAAUCCGCACUGAAAGGGAACCAUUCCAUCCCCUACUGGGUGUCAAAUGCCCCGACGGCACAGACAAUGAGGUACGGUGGCGGAACUAUCUUCAUCCUAGGGAGGUUCUUUGGUUGGCACAUCAUCAGGUCCAAAGUCAAAUGGUAUUCCCUGCAGCUGGGUAUAUAUCGGCCGCGGUUGAGUCUGUGAUUCAGAAGUAUGGCCUAGGUUCUGUGCAACUGAUUGACUUCCAUGAUGUGGUCAUCGGACAAGCAUUGGUGCUUGAAGAAAAUGGGGGACUUUCGAUCGAUCAAGUUCAGGCCAAUUGUGUGUCGGCGUCCUUUUCCUGUCACUCCGACGCCAACAAGGGGUCAUCCAGCAUGUCCCUUCACGCAUCUGCCACCAUGCAAAUUAUCUUGGGGGACCCGAAGCACGAUAUUCUCCCACCACACGCCCCACCGCAAGGUUCGUUCCUUGAUCUGGAAAGUGACCGUUUCUACAACUCUGUUUUUGAACUUGGGUUUGGCUACACCGGCCCCUUCCAGGCCCUUUCCACCUUGCGUAGAAAGAUGGACGAGGCAUCUGGUUUGAUCACUGUCCCAGUGGAUUCUGAAACUGAAAGACCGUUGAUCAUUCACCCAGCCUCUCUUGAUGGUGCCAUUCAGUCCAUCAUGCUUGCUUAUUCCUUCCCAGGUGAUGGGCGUCUACGCACCCUUUACCUUCCCACUCGAAUCGAUAGGCUUCGCAUUAAUCCAGCCGCCUGCGCCGUUCUUGGUGCCCCCGGUGUAGAUCUGCCCUUCUAUUCUGCAGUCACAGAUGCCCGGUUUGCCGAGCUCUCUGGCGAUGUUGAUAUAUUUUCUGCAGACGGGAGGCAUACUUUGGUUCAACUUGAAGGACUCCAUACCACCCCAUUGAGUCCAUUGACAUCCACAAACGAUGUUCCCUUUUUCACAGAAGUGAUCUGGGAUGUCGAUAGGCCCACCGGGCGGCAACCAAAGAAAGCUGAAGACAUGCAUCCCCAAGACUGCUCCCUAGCACUGGAUCUCGAACGCGUCGCCCAUUUCCACUUCAAAAAGCUCGAAAACUCGCCUGAGCACUCCGACCGCGCAAAUACUACUUGGAACCAUACACAUCUUCUCUCAUAUGCAAAGCAUUGUACAGCCUCCGUUGCGAAUGGAAGACACAAAUUCGCAAAGCCCGAAUGGGCAAAUGACACAAUGGAGACUGUUGCUCCAAUUUUAGAUCGUCAUUCCGGUAGUAUCGACAUAAAACUGCUGUCUGCGGUUGGCGAAAACCUUCCUGCUAUCAUUCGGGGGGAUAUGAAUUUGCUUGAAAUCCUGAUGCGUGACAAUAUGUUAGCGGAAUUCUACGCCAACACAUUCGGAAUAGACCCAUACUUGGAUGCUGUUGCUCAGGCGGCUCGCCAAAUCGGCCAUAGAUACCCCCAUGUCAACGUUUUGGAGAUUGGGGCUGGCGCCGGCGCUACUUCGGAUCGAGUCAUGCGUGCAAUGGGGUCCUCGUUUGCGUCGUAUACAUACACUGAUAUUUUGGACUCGCAGUUCGAUGACGCCCGUGAAAGAUUUUCGGAUUAUCAAUCCAGAAUGGCCUUCAAGGUUUUGGACAUCGAGAAGGACAUCGGAGAACAGGACUACGAAGAUGGUUGUUUUGACCUUGUGAUUGCUCCUAUAGCUCUGUACGCCACUAGGAGGCUUGAAUUGACGCUGACAAAUGUUCGCCGGCUACUCAAGCCUGGUGGCUAUCUGAUCAUGCUAGAACUCACUAACUCCGAUGCGAUGCGCUUCGGCCUCAUUCUUGGUGGCCUACCAGGCUGGUGGUUAGGUUACGAGGAGGGAAGAACAUUAUCACCUUGUGUAUCAGAGGAGAACUGGGAAGAACUGAUGCAAAAGGCUGGAUUUUCUGGUUUCGAAGCCCUGGUUUCGUCUUCCAAAACCAUGCCUGUGCCAUUUUCGGUCAUGGUUACCCAGGCUGUCGAUCACCGUGUCAAUUUCCUUCGUGACCCCUUGGCCGCUAAUCAUGUUCCACUGGGUGUGAACUCAUUGACAAUCAUCGGAGGGAAAACAUCCUUGACUGCUGAUAUGGUGGCUGAUAUCACCACUGCGGUCCGUCCCCACUACGGCAACAUAUACACAGCCAGUUCUUUGGGCGACCUUGUCCCAGCAAACCUGCCGGUAAUGGGAUCAGUGAUCACCAGUUCUGAAACAUAUGUCCCCGAGAAUUUGAAGUCAUUCCAAGAGCUCUUCAAACAAAGCAAAAAUGUUCUAUGGUUGGGACACGGUGCCCAAGGGGAGAACCCCUAUGGCAACAUGUUUGCAGGAGUUCAACGCACAUUGGCCAUGGAAAUGACUCACCUCCAUAUCCAUUUCCUCAACCUCCAUUCACUGCAUGAUGCUGACGCCAAUAUCAUUGCGACGAAGCUGCUCCAUUUGGAAGCUGCCGAAAUUUGGGACCAAGCGGGACAGCUCGAUGGGAUAUUGUGGUCUAACGAGAGGGAACUGAUGCUGCAAAAUGGGCAGCUCAAAGUUCCUCGAUUCCGCCUCAAUACUGGUCGAAAUGAUCGAUACAACUCCUCAAGGCGCCUCAUCAUUAACAGGGUUGAACGUGCCGGGGCUGUGGUCAGCAUCCAACCGACAGAAAUUGGAUAUCAAAUUGAAGAAAAGGACCCUCGAAUCUCGCCGUCUUUCCCGGAUGAUGUGAGUAUCGAUCUGACUCACUCUUUGCUACGUGCCAUCCGUAUCACACCAUCGGACAAUUAUUUUUUGGUGGUUGGGAAGAAUUCGAGGAAUGGCGAGCGGGUGAUUGCCCUAUCGCAUACCCUAGACUCUCAAGUUCGUGUGCCACAUGGCUUGGCUGUGCGAUGUGGAGAUUCCGAAGAGCUAGGAAUUCGAUCGAUGCUCACCCUCUAUUUCCAUUUCCUUGCUUUGUCUAUGCUGCAACAGCUUCAAUCGGGAACUACGCUGGCUGUGUUAGACUCUGACUUUUCAUUUGCCCCCGUCCUUACGAAAUACGCAAACGAAAGGGGCGUUCAACUUGUACUUUUGACAACAAAGGAAGGUCAUUGCUCGUGGCCAUGGAUCCGAAUCCACCCAAACUCCACCCGGCGUGAAAUACUGAGCAAGUUACCUGUCAAUGUUUCACGGCUUGUCAAUAUGGGUGGAAGCUCUGACGUGGCUACCCUUCUGAGGGCAUGCUUGCCGACCGAGUGUCAUUUCGAGAGUGAGAACACUUUAACUGCAAACUGCUCCCACUCUCAGUACACCUCAGAUAGAGGCCAAUUGGCUAUGCAGCUCCAGAAUUCCUGGACGAGAGCACAAUACGACUUGAUGCCAGUAAAUAUGCACAAGUUUGUUCCUUUAGGACUUGAGGACCUGAUUCGUGCCCAAUCCUCGCUUACGAAGCAGUCUUUAGUUACAUGGGAUGCAUCGCAGCUUGCUGUCCAAGUUCGCCCUGCUACCAAAAAGGUCAAAUUUUCAAAGGACAAAACCUACUGGCUGGUUGGGCUGACAGGUGGGCUCGGCUUGUCACUUUGUCAAUGGAUGAUCGGACAGGGGGCACGAUACAUCGCGCUAUCGAGUCGCAAUCCAAAUAUCGAUGACCAAUGGCUGCAGAGAAUGGCUGCCAAUGGCUGCACGGUUCGAGUCUUUUCCAAUGACAUAACAAAUCGAGAAUCCGUUCAAGCAACCCAUCGAAACAUCAGUGAAACCAUGCCCCCUAUCGCUGGUGUUGCACAAGGUGCCAUGGUGCUCCAGGACACGAUGUUCAUUGAUUUAGAUCUGCCUCGCCUUGAGAAGGUUCUCCGUCCCAAAGUUGAAGGUAGUACACUACUGGACGAGUUGUUCCCAGAUGACACUUUAGAAUUCAUGGUAUUCUUUUCAUCAAUGGCUGCAAUGACAGGAAAUCCCGGCCAGGUUGCCUAUAAUGCCGCGAAUAUGUUUAUGGCGAGUCUGGCAGCCCAGCGCCGAAACCGUGGAUUGGCAGCGCACGCGAUUAACAUCGGCGCCAUCGUCGGUAACGGCUAUGUGACGCGAGAGCUUAACAUGGGUCAACAAUCAUAUCUAUACCGAGUCGGCCAUUCAUGGAUGUCUGAGCAAGACUUCCAUGAGGUGUUUGCUGAAGGUGUCCUGUCCUGCUUAGACCGCGUUGGAAGCGCCGAGCUAUGCUGUGGGCUCAGAAUUGACGACGAUGAGUCGAAGAGUUGGGUUGCUAACCCAAUGUUCCAACACCUGGUCUACAAGUCUAGCAAUCUUGUGGUGGCAGACAAAAAGGGGAAAUCUGGCGUGUUGAUAAAAACACGCCUGUUCGAGGCAACUUCAAACCAGGAGGUUAUUGAGAUCUUGCAAGAUGGCUUCGUGUUGAAGCUCCAGUCGGCCCUUCAGGCUGACCCCAACAAGCCUAUGCUGGACAUGAGUCCGGACGAGCUUGGUGUGGAUUCUUUGGUCGCCGUUGACCUCCGGUCAUGGUUCCUUAAGGAGUUGGGUGUUGACAUGCCUGUGUUGAAAAUCUUUAAUGCGGCGUCGAUUCGUGACCUUUUGGCCACUGCUGCUGAAGUUCUACCAGAGUCCUUGGUUCCCAAUUUGAUUCCUGGUGAUCAGGCUGUGAAGCUACCAGCGCACCAACCCAAUCCUUCUGUCGCUGCAACAGCUGCUGUCCCCGCAGAUCUGCCCGUCGAUAUAAUAGUUCCAGAGAGCAGAGCCAGCUCCAUGGAAUUGAAGUUUGCACUCCCGGACGCAACGAACGCAUAUAGCGGCAGCUCCGCGACGUCUUUAAUUACUGGAGACUCAAAUUCUGAGAAUAAUGACGACACUUCAUCAUCCCUUUUUACUGACGACAGCGAAAUGAGCCCCGCAAAACGUGAAAUCCAAAGAACUGUGCCGAUGUCCUACGGGCAGUCGCGCUUCUGGUUUUUAGAGCACCUGGUCGAGGACAAGACCGCAUUCAACAUUACACCGUCAUUUGAAUUGUCUGGCCGCUUAAGAAUUGAAGAAUUUGGGAAUGCUGUACAAACCGCGGCACAACAUCACGAAGCAUUGCGUACGUUCUUCUUCACUGACGAUGAGCGAAAUCAUAUGCAAGGCAUUUGGACGAAAUCUACCUUGCAGUUGGAGCACGUUGCAAUCUCGGAUGAGACAGAAGUCGAAGAGGCCUCAAAGGAGAUGGAGGCACAUGUUUUCAGACUUUCUGAUGGCGAGAUCAUGCGUGUGCGGCUGCUUUCACUCAACCCAGAAAAGCACUGGCUAAUCUUCGGCUUCCAUCACAUCAACAUGGAUGGCAUUAGCUUCGAAGUAUUUUGGUCAGACGUGGAAAAGGCGUAUCAAGGACAACCCCUUUCCGAAGAUGGACUUCAAUAUCCAGACUUUAGUAUGCGACAGCUUCGUGAAUACGAAGAGGGCGUCUGGGGUGGGGACCUCACUUACUGGCGAGCACAAUAUACCGAUAUUCCACCCACAAUUCCCCUUCUUCCAUUUUCCCUACAGCCCAUGCGGCCCAAUGUUGCUCAAUUCGGGUCUCAUACUGCCCAGAUUCGCCUCGAUGUCAGUUUGUCGGAUUCAAUUGACCGGUGUUGCCGAAUGUUCAAAUCAACACCCUUCCAUUUCCACUUGGCAGUCUGGAAGACUCUUCUUCUACGGUUCUUUGAUAUAAAGGAUGUUUGCAUCGGCCUCGGAGAUGGGAACCGUACGGAUGCCGACAUCCUGCGGAGCAUGGGACUUUUCUUGAACCUUCUUCCUGUGAGGUUCUCUCAGCAGCCAGGUCAAUCCUUUGGAGAAUCUCUCAAGGAGGUCCGGAACAUCACUCAGGGUGCAUUUUCCCACUCGCGUGUGCCAUUUGAUGUGAUCUUGACAGAACUCAACGUCCCACGAUCCGCGUCACACAACCCCCUAUGCCAGACCCUCUUCAACUAUCGACCCAAAGUCGAGCAAUCACGAAGCUUCUGCGGUUGUUUGGCCGAUGGCGCACUUUUGGGCGGCGGCGAAACUUCUUUUGACCUCGGUCUGGAUGUUGGCAAUGUCGGUGCUGGCGAGACGCUAAUUCACCUGUCAGCCCAGAAGAGCUUAUAUGGAAUGGAACAUGCUGAAAUCCUUCUCAGUUCCUAUGUCAAUCUUCUCCGGUCAUUUCUUCAAAACCCAGCCACUCGGGUUACGUGGCCAGAAUUACAUUCAAAAGAAGACCUCCAAGUGGCACUUCGAGACGAGUAUGCUAUGAGUAUCGUCCACCGCCUAGAUGAAGUUGCCUUGCGCUAUCCAGACCAUGUCGCAUUGAAACCCCACGAUGGGAGCCCCUUGACCUAUGCUGAAAUCCAGCGUCGCAUCGAUGUUAUCGCCAACGAGCUCUUACGGAAUGGAGUUGGCGCGGGUACCCGUGUUGGGGUCUUCCAGUCACCGAGUGCAGACUGGAUAUGUUCUCUCAUAGCCAUCUUGCGUGUCGGUGGUGCCUACAUCCCGUUGGACAAAAAGGUAGGGAUGAGCAGACUCGCGAUGAUCAUGAAGGAAACACAAGCACCGAUGGUAUUGGUUGAUACAAACUCCAUCUCUGAUUUCCCUCUUUUGCACACCACGGCGAAACCCAUCGACGUAUGUGGCCUAAACGGCUCUACUGCACGUGGCGUCCCAAAUAUGGCUAUCCCAAGCCAGACAGCAGUGAUCAUGUAUACCAGUGGAUCAACUGGUGUCCCAAAAGGAAUCAUGAUUGCCCAUUCGGCAUAUGUGCACCACGUUCAGUCAUGCAGUGAAGUCUGGAAACUUAAACAGGGAAGCGAGAUCAUCCUGCAUCAAUCGUCUUAUGCAUGGGAUGCGUCUUUGUGGCAGAUCAUGGUCUCCCUAUGCUCGGGCGCGACCCUUGUUAUUGCAUCUGAUCUCACAAGAGGCGAUCCCGUUGCUAUCACACAACUUAUCGCAUCGGAGAAUGUGACAUGCACGCUUGCGACGCCCACGGAAUAUCUCGCUUGGGUGCGUCAUGGUCGCUCUCACCUCAGUAACUCUCGCUUGUCGACUGCGAUUUGUGGUGGUGAAUUCAUGUCAAAUGGCUUAAUUGAAGAGAUUAAGAAUCUCCAUCGGCCGGAUCUCAAACUGAUAAAUGCUUAUGGGCCGGCCGAGAUCAGUGUUGCAUGCUCGGGCAGUGAAGUCCCUUACAACCUGUUGGAUUCGACAUCAACAUCGCCUGCGCCAGCGCUGUAUACUCUACCAAACUAUUCUGUUUACAUUGUCGACGAAACUUUAAAUCCUGUUCCUAUCGGAGUUCCUGGUGAAGUUGUUAUUGGCGGCGCAGGAGUUUCUCAGGGCUAUCUUGACGGCACCAAAACUACUGAACGCUUUUCGAAUGAUCGAUACGCGAGCAAAUUCUUCCAGCAGAAGAACUGGACAACAAUCCACCACACUGGAGAUCGGGGAAAACUCAAUCGCGAUGGUGGUCUUAUUCUUCUUGGGCGCAUGGACGGGGAUAACCAAAUCAAAUUGAGGGGAAUUCGCAUCAAUAUUGAAGAAAUCGAGACCGCGAUCGUCAGUUCCUCGGCUGGAGUUAUCACCCAAGCUGUUGUAUCUGUUCGUUCAGACGCAACGGAAUCCGGGGGUGAUCAAUUUCUAGUUGCCUUCGUGUUAAUGGCUCCUACGCACGAUUCUGAAAGUUCGGUUCAAUUUCUCGCGCGCCUUUCCCAAGAGCUGCCACUGCCACAUCAUAUGCGACCUGCUGCUAUCAUUCCAGUUGAAAGCUUUCCCCAAAAUACCUCGGGAAAGACUGAUCGUGCUGCAAUCAGCGCGUUUCCCAUUCCGUUGAUUUCAUCCAAGCUACUGGACGACACCACUCUCACGGCAUUUGAACAGUCAUUGCGUCACCUCUGGGAACAGGCACUCCCCCGGGAACUUAGUAGCUUUCACUCAAUCGAUUCCCUGUCCGACUUCUUCCACGUUGGUGGAAGUUCGCUCGCCCUGGUGAACCUGCAAGCUCUGAUCAAGGAGAACCUCGGUGCAUCUAUGCACUUCACUCUACGUGGAAUGGCAGCUAUGAUUCAAGACAUAUCUCGUCCCGCACUUGAGCUAGAUGUGAAUUGGGAUACAGAAGUUGAAGUCGCAUCCGACCUCACUUCUCUGGGUUACAGUGACAUUCACGUUAUCGCCUCGGGGAUCAAGACUGUUGUCCUUACCGGGGCAACUGGUUUCCUUGGCAAGGAAAUCCUCCGGAGGCUCAUAGAAGAUGAAAAGGUCUCAUUCAUUCAUUGUCUUGCUGUCAGAAAAAGAUCCUUGGAUUUGCCUGAACUAUUUGCUCAUCCGAAAGUUCAUUUACAUUUUGGUGAUCUAGGGGCUCCUCAACUGGGACUCUCGGAUUCCGACACGAAAUCGAUAUUCUCCUGUGCAGACAUUGUUAUUCACAAUGGCGCGGAUGUAUCGUUCAUGAAAACAUACCGAACCCUUAAGCUGAUCAAUGUGGCAUCGACAAAGGAACUCGUCAAACUUGCAUUGCCCCGGCGUAUUCCAUUCCAUUUUGUCUCGACGGCUGGUGUGGCGCGCCUUGCCGCUCAAGAAAGUUUCGGGGAGACGUCUGUCUCGUCGUAUCCUCCUCCGUCUCGACCAACAGAUGGGUACAUCGCUGCCAAGUGGGUGAGCGAAGUCUAUCUGGAACGCAUCAACCGCCAAUUUGGUCUCCCCGUAUGGAUCCACCGUCCAUCGAGCAUCACCGGUACCGAUGCACCAGAACUUGACCUCAUGGGCAAUGUCAUGCGGUUUACCAAAACAACCCAGAAGGUGCCGGACUCGAGCUCAUGGUCAGGGGUCUUCGAUCUCAUUUCUGUACAGUCAGCCGCAAGCCAACUACUGGAAGCAGUUCACCAAUCUAGCGUCACUGAACUAGCUAUUGGGUGUGUGACCUACCUGUAUGAAUCUGGCGAGAUGAAGAUAGGACGUGAUGAGAUUAUGCCCUUGAUGGAAUCGGGCUUGGGCCAACAGUUUCAGAUCGUUUCCCUAGACGAGUGGGUGAAUGCUGCCGAACAAGCAGGAAUGAGUGUAUUGUUGGGAGAGUACUUGCGCAGGGCUGACGGUCAGGUUCUCCUCCCCAGGUUGAUUAAAGCUAGAUUUUCCGAGGAUGAAUGA